UUUCGAAAUCGGCGGCUGCUUACGCGCUGAUUGUGUGUGCCCUCCCGUCCCAUCGGAAGGACGCGCGUUUUGUAUUCGUAACGGAAAAUCAAUCACCGAAUGGUUUUGUGUGUACUUGAAUGGCAAAAGUGAUGGAGUUGUCCCUGGUGGCUCAAUACGAUGAGCUGCGGCGUUCGUUUGAAGUGUUUCGCGAUGGUGCGGCCGAGGUCGAGUUUUUGCGCUUCGUGCAGCUGCAGGACGAGUGCCGGAUGCAGUGGCUCAAGUCGAUCGAGGAAGCGAAACGCCUGCAGCACGAGCUAGACAAUGCACUGCGCAUCAUUACGAAUCUCGAAUCGAAGCUCUUCCACGCCCGCAAACUGCUCGAGACGGAAACGAAGGCCCGCCGGCAUGCGGAGCACGAGCGGGAUUCGAUGGAACGCAAGAUGAUGGCCGUGUUCGAUAUAGUGCGCAACGAGCAAACGAUCCGGGACGAAACGCGUGAACAGUUGGCAGUGUUUGCGACGGAACCGACACGACGCAGAUCGCGCCACGGGCACACGGUCGACGGAGGAGCAGACCGCGAAAUGGGCGGCGGGAUGGACAAUGACAUCAAUUCCACUGGGUCGUUCCUGGUGGAUCUUUCCCUGACGCAAUCGGAAGACGAUUUCCUGGAACCGCUGAAAAUGCAAGCGAAGCGAAAGUCGUGGAAGAAGCAUCGCCCAUCGUACAACAACAACACUAGCUUUAAGGUGCCCCAGGAGCCAGCGAAGCGCGUGAUGGAAAUUAACUCGACCUCGCACGUCAUGGAACCGCGCACGGAGGGUGAAAUCAUUGCACACGCCAAGAUAACGGUCCCGACCGGGCCCGACGGUGGGCCGAUACAGGCCGAGUCAACCUUCCGCACGAUGGCUCCACAGAAUCGACUGCCCCCGGCGGUCGUUUCGAGUUGCGCCUCGUCCAACUCUACUGCCGCAACCAUCGUGAACGUGGCACCAACCACACCGGUGCCGGAAAAACAGGAACCCAAGAAAACGGUCAUCCAGCGGCAGCACGAUCUGGUCGGCCGCACGUUCAUCAGCUCGGACACAUGCAACCAGUGCCAGGAACGGAUCCGCUUCGGCAGCAGCGGCCUUCGGUGUCGCGAAUGUAAGGCCCUGUUCCACGGGUACUGUCGCGAAAAGAUAUCCUUCCCGUGCGUACCGCAAUCACAAACAAAGAACGUUCGCCGCGGUACGGCCAGCACGGCGACCGCCACCAACAACGGUGGCCCGCAAACGCCACAGGCACCCGGUGCCAUCAACUGCCUGGAAGACUACUGUCCCUCGUCCAGCCCGCGCAUCCCCGCGCUGAUCGUGCAUUGCGUGAGCGAAAUCGAAAACCGCGGCCUCACCGAGGUCGGUUUGUACCGCAUGUCCGGCUCGGAGCGCGAAGUACGCGCACUGAAGGAGAAAUUUUUGCGUGGCAAAACCAUUCCCACGCUUGGGCAGGUCGAUGUGCACGUGCUCUGCAGCUGCAUAAAGGAUUUCCUGCGCACCCUGCGCGAACCGCUCAUCCCGUGCGCUCUGCUCGCCGAGUUCUCCAACGCCGUGACGGGCAGUUCGAGCCCGAACAGUGACCAGCGUACCCGGGAACAGCUGUGCCAGCUGAUCGAACGGCUACCGGCACCGAACCGCGACACACUCGCGUUCCUUAUGCUGCACUUCCAGCGCGUGGCCCUCUCGGAGCAGGCCAAGAUGCCGAUCGACAAUCUGGCCCGCGUGUUCGCACCGACCAUCGUCGGGUACUCGCGCAUGGAUCUGGACAUGAACGCGAUGUGUGCCGAAACGUACGUGCAGUUUAGCAUCGUGCAGGCCAUGCUGCAAAUCCACACCGACUACUGGAGCCAGUUCAUCCUGCUGCAGCCGGCGAGCGGUUGCUACGGCGAGGAGAGCAACAGAAAGGGAGCCCCCACGCCAGGCAGGCGCGGUGGUGUGGGCGACCUCAUGACGCAGGCCCUCGAGAAGGAACGGCGCAUGGAAACGCCGAUAUUGCGCCGGCCUCGCAAAGACAGGAAGUAUUAUGCGACACCACCGUAUAAGACGUCGAAAGAUUAAAAUGCCAAGGGGGCCCGGGGGCCGGAAUGGCGCUGGAAAGGGAAGGGGAAGAAGAAGAAGAAGGAGGAAAGAGCGCUUAGAGAUGUAGUUACUUAAAUUAACCAUGCAUACUGUUAAUGUAACAUUUUCUUAUACUGUUCUCUUACAUAUCCUAUUUGAAGGUGUAUAAACUUGUUGUUUCAUCCACACAUUUGAUACAUAAAUAAAUAAAACAAACAAAAAAAAACGCAAUUUCACUAACCACAAACUUGAGUUGAGUAUUACAAAUCUAGCAAAGCAUCUAUUGUUAGAUAUCACAAUAGAAUGCCUAACACAAUUAUGCGAACAACUGGUUUUGAUUGUUAAAGAUUAAGUGAUAGUAAUUUGUUUGGAUUUGGAAUACUUUUUUUAACUUUUUCGUAAGUUUUUACACACACAUAACCUUCCUUCCUAUAUCCCAGGAUUUACUUUAGUUGUAACCUAACUUUCUAGAAAAUCUAAGUUAUUUUGAAAAUAUGUUAUGAUAUAAAAAAAGUUUUGAGCAACCUUUAAUAAAUAAAAAAAAUAACCUGAA
Messenger RNA from Anopheles stephensi (Asian malaria mosquito), 2625 nucleotides. Its product is annotated as rac GTPase-activating protein 1-like. The transcript has a single exon. The coding region runs from base 120 to 2072 and encodes 650 amino acids. NCBI's taxonomy places the organism in Eukaryota, Metazoa, Arthropoda, Insecta, Diptera, Culicidae. Gene Ontology annotation, biological process: signal transduction. The record is from RefSeq and is a predicted model, not a curated record.